Molecule: messenger RNA, 1938 nt
Organism: Rotaria sp. Silwood1
Lineage: Eukaryota; Metazoa; Rotifera; Eurotatoria; Philodinida; Philodinidae
Source: the annotation of a GenBank genome assembly
AUGUCACAAAAUUCAGGACCGUUUCUUGUUUCUUCACAUGGACCACCAGGUUUUCAUCCACGAUUACCAUUAUCAUCAUCAACACCAGCAUUAAAACGUACAAGUAAUGGUCCAUUAUCAAUUGGUAAUCCACCAAAUACAUCUAUCAAUACAAAUAUGAAUGUUUCAACAUCAUCUCCAUUAAUGCGUUCAAGUAAUUCAAUGGGAACUUUAAAAUCAACAAAUAUUAAUAUGAAUCCAUUGGAUAAAUCAAAUACAAUGCCUUAUUCAUCUCGUUAUACACGUAAACCUUGGCCAAUGUCACGUAAUAUUCAUGAGAAAAAUAUUCGUGGAUAUGAUGAACAUGAACUUCCAUAUAAUCGUCCUGGUUUACCAAGUCAUAAUGUUCCACCACCACCACCACCACCAUCAUCAUCAUCUGAUAAUAUUAAUAAUUCAUCAUUUACAAUUGAACCAGCAACAGAUGAUGAUGAAGGUGAUGAUAUUAUUUUUUCUUCACGUCAUAUGGCUGCUGCACGUUUUCAACGUAAUCAACGUUUAUUAUGUGAAAUAUUUAAUGAAGUAUGUAUACCUGAUUUACGAUCAAAUAUAAAUGUUGAUCGUAUAUUAACAUUACGUCGACAAGUUGAUGCACUUAAAACACAUCGUGAAACAUUUGAAAAAGAUUUAAAUGAAUUAGAAGAAAAACAUGUAGAAAAAAAACGAAAAUUUUUAGAAACUAGUGAAAAAUUUUAUCAUGAAUAUAAUGAUGCAUCAUCAACAAAUUUAAGUCAAGAAAAAAUUAAUGAAAUUUUACAAAAAUAUGAAGCAAUAGAAAAAUUACAAAAAGAAAAACAAUUAAUUUUACAACAACAACAACAACAACAGCAACAACAACAAGUUGUUGCAACACCACCACCACCACCCCAACCUCAACCCCAACCCCCACCACCACUUCCAACAACAGUAUCUCAACCAAUAGCACCUCCAGUUAUGAAAACUGAACCUGUACCAAUCGUUGAAGUUCCACAACAACAAACACCCACACCUCCACCACCUCCUGUUCAAAUUCAAUUACCUCCUUCACAACCUGUUCCACCAUCAUUACCACCUAUUCAACCUGCACCACCUUCAUUACCACCAGCUCAACAUUUACCACCUUCAUUACCACCUGUUCAGUCUGUACCAUCGGCAUUACCACCUCCUCAAUCUAUACCAAGCCAAUUACCACCAUCUCAACCAUUACCUAGUCAAUUACCCUCAUCACAACCUGUUCAAUCUCAAAUACCAUCUUCUCAACCUGUACAACCUCAAUUACCCCUACCACCACAACCUUCUGUUAUGCCACAAGUACCGCCACCACCACAGCUACAACAACAACAACCAACAACAGCACCUCAAGGUUAUCCAAUGAUGCAUUCAGUAGGUGGUUAUCCACCAGUUCCUGGUUAUGUUCAUGCUCAACAAUCUCAAUAUCGACCACCAAUGAAUCAACGAUCAGCACCGUAUCCAUCGAAUGUUCAAUGGCAACAACAACAGCAACAACAACAACAACAAUGGCAAGCAAAUGCAUACGAUUCUCGUUAUUACAAUCCAUAUCCACCUAAUGUUCAAUGGCAACAACAACAAUGGCCACCAGCUCAACCUCCACAAUCGAUGGGUAUUGUAUCACAACAACCACCAUCACAAAUGCGUGGUCCUCCUCAUCAACAACAACCACCACCACCACAAAUGUAUGCUAAUGGUGUUCAUUAUGGAUAUGGUGGUACAAAUGCUGGAUGGAAUCCUAAUGCACAUCCAUCACAACAAUAUGGUUAUCCACAAAAUCCAUCUUAUGAUCCAACACUUGUAUCAGCACCACAACAACAAUAUUAUCCACCACAAAUGCAUAAUCCUCCACAAGGUUAUGAUUAUGGUCCACCACCACCACCAUCUCAACAACAACUACCACCUCAAUAA